Messenger RNA from Grosmannia clavigera kw1407, 7893 nucleotides. RefSeq names its product polyketide synthase. Gene Ontology annotation, biological process: fatty acid biosynthetic process; secondary metabolite biosynthetic process. The coding region runs from base 1 to 7893 and encodes 2630 amino acids. The record is from RefSeq and is a predicted model, not a curated record. NCBI's taxonomy places the organism in Eukaryota, Fungi, Ascomycota, Sordariomycetes, Ophiostomatales, Ophiostomataceae. The transcript has 4 exons. Gene Ontology annotation, molecular function: phosphopantetheine binding; fatty acid synthase activity; oxidoreductase activity.
AUGGUCCGUGCACCGUCGCGCAAGAGCGAGAUGGCCAAUUCGGCCGACGGGUCGGUCUUUGUGGCAGGAAGCCGAGACCGUGCAGCAGAGCGCCGUACUGAUGUUGUGGCGCUGGCAGACAGUGUUCAAAAUGAACACGAACCGGUGGCGAUUGUAGGAAUGGGAUGCCGGUGGCCCGGAGGGGUCGAGAGUCCGGCGCAGUUCUGGGAGUUUCUGUGCAACAAGGAAGACGGAUGGCGUGAGUUCUCAGCGCCAAGAUUCUCAGCCAAGGGCUUUUACCACCCAAAUGCGGACCGGCCGGGUGGAUUCUCGAUGAAGGGGGCGUUUCCCACCGGCGGCGACGCGCGGUUGUUCGACCAUGCCUUCUUUGGAAUGACGAAGCUGGAGGUAGAGACGAUGGACCCAUCGCAGCGGAAGCUGCUGGAGGUCGCGUACGAGGCGAUUGAGAGUGCGGGCGAGACAUGGGAGAGCAUCUCGGGGACGCGGACUGGAGUGUUUGUAGGCAACUUCUGCCUGGACCACUGGAUGAUUCAGUCGCGGGACUGGGAUAACCCACGACCGUACGCAUUUGUGGGAGCGGGCACGAGCAUCCUCGCGAACCGGAUCAGCUACAUUUUCAACCUGCAAGGGCCAAGUCUCACGAUCGACACGGCGUGCUCGUCAUCGAUGUACGCGCUGCACGUGGCAGUGAACGCGAUGCGGGCAGGCGACUGCGACUCUGCGAUUGUGGCAUCGGCGAACUGGAUUGCCGAUCCGGGGGUGCAGAUUGCGCUGGACAAGCUGGGAGCGCUGUCGGGGUCUUCGCGGUGCCACACGUUUGACGCGCGGGCGGACGGGUAUGCGCGCGGCGAAGGAUUCGGGGCGAUCUAUCUGAAGACGACGGCACGAGCGAUGGCAGACAGAUCGCCGAUCCGGGCGAUGAUCCGGGGCUCAGCGAUGAACUCGAACGGACGAACAGGCGGGAUCACGCGACCGAGCGCAGCGGGCCAAGAGGCAGUGAUCCGGGCGGCAUACGAGAACGCAGGACUGGAGCCGGACGAGACAGGCUACUUUGAGUGUCACGGCACGGGAACGUAUGUGGGUGACCCGAUCGAGGUGGCGGCAGUGGGCCGGGUGUUUGGGUCGAUGGGUGUGGCGAAAGCGGCGCCACUGCUGGUGGGCUCGGUCAAGAGCAACGUGGGACACGGCGAGGGUGCGAGCGCGCUGGCGGCAAUCAUGAAGGUGGUCCUGGUGUUGGAGCAUGGCGUGAUUCCACCGGUAUUCGACCUGGCAACGCGCAAUCCGAACAUUGAUUUUGUGGGGGCAGGCGUGCAGCCGGUGACGGAGGUGACGGCGUGGCCAGCUGGGCAGCUGCGACGGGCGAGCAUCAACUCGUUUGGCUACGGCGGCGCGAACGCGCACUGCAUCGUGGAUCACGUAAACAACGUGUUGGCAGACUACGUGGCGCCGGGUGUGUUUGGGCGCGAUGGGCGGGGCGAUGACGCAUGUCGGGCGCUGCGGGCGUCGACGACGGCGACGACGCGGCAGCUGGUGCUUCUAGCGCUGUCGGCGCACAACGAGCAGUCGCUGCAGAGCAACAUGGAGGCGUUGGUGGCGGUGGUGGGAGGGCUGUCGCUGGCGGACGUGGCGUACACGUUCAACGUGCGGCGAUCGCGGCUGGCGCAGCGGACAUUUUGCGUGGUGGAGCGGGACGGGCCGACAGUGGGUCUCCAGACAGCGCUAGCCGCACUCCGGGCCGGGGGCAAGCCGGUGCGGGCGCCACGGCAGCCGACGCGGCUCGGGUUCGUAUUUACGGGCCAGGGAGCACAGUGGCAUGGAAUGGCAGCAGGCCUGUCUGAGCACGCCGUGUUCCGACGCACGGUGGCGCACCUGGACGCGAUCCUGAAACGACUACCGCAACCGCCCAAGUGGACGCUGGCGGCCGUGCUGGCAGGCGACUGCGAUGAGACGCUGGUGCAGACGGCAGCCGUGGCACAGGCAGCGUGCACGGCACUGCAGAUCGGACUCGUGGACCUGCUGGCGUCGUGGUCGGUGCAGCCGGCAGCCGUGGUCGGGCACUCGUCAGGCGAGAUGGCGGCGGCAUACGCGGCCGGUCGGGUCUCAGCGGCUGAAGCGAUUGUGGCGGCCUAUAUGCGCGGCCAAGCAGUUUCGGAGAACCGGCAAAGUGGCAUGAUGUUGGCUGUUGGCUUAGGGCCAGAGGCAACGAAACCAUACCUCGACCAGGUGCCGGAGGGCAGCGUGCAGGUGGCGGCCAUCAACGGGCCCGGCAACGUGACGCUCUCGGGCGACACAGAAGCCAUCGAGACAGUGGCAACAGCGCUGGCAGCAGACGGCAUCUUCCAGCGACGGCUACAGACCGGCGGCAACGCGUACCACUCGCACCACAUGCGGACGAUCGGGCAGACGUACGCGGCGCUGCUGGCGACGGGCGACAAGCUUCUAUGCGAAAGCAAGACCGCAGCGCGGUCUGGUGAUCAGCAGGCAGUCUGGUUCUCGUCCGUGACACCAGAAAGGGCAACAGAGACGAUUGGUGACUUCUCGGCGUACUGGCGGUCCAACCUGGAGUCGCCGGUGCAGUUUGCCGAGGCGGCACAGCGCAUGGUGACGGACACGGUCGACGUCCUGGUUGAAAUCGGGCCGCAUCCAGCGAUGAAGAGUCCUGUGGGCCAGAUCCUGCAGACGGCCGGACGUACGAUGCCAUAUGCGGGCACGCUGCGACGCGGUGAGGCUGGUCUGCGGUCGCUGCUCCAGCUGGCAGGCACACUGUUUACGCUCAACACAGCGAUCGACCUGGCUGCCGUGAAUGCGGUGGAUGUGGACGAUGGUCGGGUGCACGGCUGCACGAGCACAGAGCUGCCGCCGUACCGCUACACAUACACGGGCCCCAACUACCACGAGAGCCGGGCCAGCCGCGAGUACCGGAUGCGGCCAACGCUGCGUCACGACCUCUUGGGAUCCCAGGUCGUCGGCACGGCCCUGCUGCGGCCACAGUGGCGCAACAUCCUGCGGCUCCGGGACUUGCCCUGGCUCGGCGACCAUCGACUUCUGCCGGAUGCCGUGCUUCCUGGUGCUGGCUACGUGGCGCUGGCACUGGAGGCUGCCGCGCGGAUGGCGACGAGCUCGACCAUUGCCGGCUUCUCGCUGCGUGACGUGGCCAUUUCCGCGAGCCUGGUGCUGCCCGAAGACGACUACGGUGUCGAGAUCCUGACGACGCUGGAGCUGGCAGGCCCGGUCUCCGACACUACCACGACGUGGGCGACGUUCUCGGUCAGCUCGGUGCGGCGUGACACGGACAUCUGGACGGAGCACUGCACCGGCAGCGUGCGGGUCGAAACAGCAGCAGCAGACGAGACGAGUCUGGACGACAUGGCCGCGAGCAACAGCGCGACAAAACCCGUCAGCGCGGCCGCUUGGUACGAGCGCUUUGAGGAGCUGGGCCUCGGCUACGGGCCGACUUUUCGGUCGCUGUCGGCACUGCGCGUGGAUGCUGCAACGGGUGUGGCGAUGGCGGAUCUGAACCUGGAGCCGGUCGAGCAGCCGGACGAGUCGAGCUAUGCCGUGCAUCCAGCAGCGCUGGACGGUGCCAUCCAGCUCGGCUUGGUGGCUGCACAUGGCGGUCGCACGGCUGCGGCCGACACAGCGCUGGUGCCUGUGUGGCUGGCACGCGCAUACGUGUCGACUGGGACUUCUGGGUCUGGAACUGGGUCGGUUUUUGCUCAAGGCGCCCGGAACGGCGUCCGCAGUGCGGAGCUGCGUCUUUUGUUGCGCCGUGCCGAUGGCAGCAUGCUGAUGCGUGUGGAUGGGCUGCGCUGUGUGAGUUACGCGCGACCGGCAGCCAAAGCCGAUCCGGCAGCUGCUUUUGCCAGCCCGUUUACGAGGCUCGUGUGGCAGCCAGACGUGCGAACACUCGGGAUAGACCAGGCACGCAAGCUGUGGCCGCCACCGGCUGCCAAUGUCGACCAGGCGGCCGUCUGGGGCGUGACCAACAAGCUAGCGCACUUGGUCGUUCUCUCGCUGGCCGAGCAGUUUGUCGACGUCAAGCUCGACCUCCAACUCGACGGCGAGCGCAGCCACUUUCUCGCCUGGAUCCAGCGCCGCGCCCGCACCGAUCGCUCGCCGCUGAUGGCAGAGGCACGUCAAUGUGCUGCCCAAGGCCGGCUACGCGAAGCCAUGGACGAGCUCGCAGCCGCGGCACCGCAUGUGCGCGAAGUACAGAGUGCACUGCUGCUGCACGACAGCAUGGACGAGAUCCUGCGCGGGCGCCGGUCCGGCGUCGACGUGCUCGUGGCCGCCGACCUGCUGACGCCGCUCUAUGCGGAGGGCCUGCUCAUGACCGGCAUCUACCCACAGCUGCGCCGACUGUUGGCGAGUCUCGCGCAUGCUCACCCGAAUCGUCGCGUGCUCGAGAUCGGUGGUGGCACUGGUGGCGCCACGCGCGUCGCCAUGCAGGCGUUUGGUGCCACCGGCGGCAUCAAGGCCUACCACGACUAUACCUUUACCGAUAUCUCGGCUGGUUUCCUCGCCGCGGCGCGCACGUCGUUUGUCGCCUGUCGCGACAUGCACUUUGCCGUCUUUGAUGUAGAGACCCCUCCGGCUGACCAGGGCUUCGAUGAGGGCCAAUACGACCUCGUCCUUGCUUGUCAGGUCCUCCAUGCCACUGCGGACAUGCAUCGAACUCUCACGCACUGCCGACGCCUCCUGCGCCCCGGCGGACAGCUCGUGCUCGUCGAGACCAUCGCCAACUUUAUCGUGCCUGGCGUCGUUGUCGGCACCUUUACCGGCUACUGGGCCGGCAUUCCCGAUGGUCGCGUCGACGCUCCUUUCCAAGAUCUUGCUGCCUGGGACAGCGCUCUCCGGGCUGCCGGUUUCUCUGGCCUCGAUAUUGUCCUGGACGACUUUCCGGAACCACACAGGACUACGGCCGUGAUCUUGUCCACCGUCGAGGUUGUGGCUGAGAAUGUGGCUGUGGCUGAGAAUGUGGCUGAGGCUCCCGCGUCUGUCCAACUCUUCUACAGUAGCGAGGUAGUGCCAAUGCUCGUCGCACCCCUUGUCGAUGCUCUCGCUGACAAAGGUGCUACCGUUGCUGUCGCACCUCUUGCCGACGCACUCGCUGACAAAGGUGCCACCCUCCGCGCCGUCGUUCUCCUCGACGACUCUGCCCUUCGUCGACUGGCAGACAGCAACGACCCAUCCGACCUCCUGGUCUGGCAGCACCUCGCCCGCACCGCCUCGAGCCUCGUUGUCCUCACCAGCUGCGGCACUGCCCGUGGCCGCAACCCCGACGGUGCUCUUUUGGCCGGUCUGUUGCGCGUGCUGCAGACAGAAAACCCAACGGCAGAGUAUCUGUGUGUGGAUGUGGACGCAGUCGAGUUUGAUGUCGGUGCCGCUGCUCUCGACCUGGCCCGCGUCCUGGCUGCGCACGAGGCCCGUCUCCAGAACCCAGGCGCAGACGACCGCGAGUUCGUCUGGCAGGACGGCUGCCUCUGGGUCAGCCGCUACGUACCUGACGGCGGCUUCCACGGCGAGCAGGCUAGCCGUGCCCCACCUCCCGUCUUCGGCCCGAUCGGCUCUGUCGCUACCACCGGCCCGCGUCGCGCCACCUUGGCCACGCCCGGCUUGGUCGCCUCGCUGUCUUUUGCCCCCUACGACGACGCUCUCCGUCCACCUCUGCGCCCCGGCCAGAUCACCGUCGCCGUCGCCGCUGCCGGUCUUGGUCCCCGCGACCUCGACCGCUGGACUGGCCGCGCCGACAGCCACUUUCUCUCGUGCGAGUAUGCCGGCACCGUCCUCGCCCUCGCGCCUGACGUCGUCACCAAUCGCCCCGAUCUGUCUGUCGGCUGCCUCGUCUACGGCCUCGGCCUCGCCCACUUUGGCACUGCUGCCCGCGUUCCCGCCGCUCUCGCCCGUCCUCUCCCCCCAACCGCCGACCUGCUCUCUGCUGCGGCUCUGGCUUUUUCCGCCACUACCGCUGUCUACGCCCUCGAUCAUGUCGCUCGCCUUCGUCGUCACCAUGCCGUCCUCGUCCAGUCGGCCACCCACGACGCCGGUCCGGCUCUCGUCCGUCUCGCUGUCGCUCGUGGCGCCCUCGUCUUCGCCACCGUCCACACCGACCAGCAGGCUCGCUACGUCUCCGAACAGCUGCAUCUCCCGCUCGAACACAUCGCCAUCUCCUCGCCUUCGGCCCUUCACCAACUCGCCCAGCUCACUCCCAAGUGCGCCUUUGACGUCAUCGUCCACUCCACUGGCACCACAGCCACAACGGCUGCCGUGCGUAACAGCCUCCUCGACACCCUGCAGGUUCUCGCCCCCCUCGGUCACCUCGUCGACCUUAGCCGCGCCGAUGCGCCAGUUACCUCUAUCUCGACCAUAGGCCCCGAGCUGCUGCCGCGUCAUGCCUCUUACUCUGCCGUCGAUCUGCUCUUCCUCCUGCGUGAGCAUCCCGACCAUGCCGCCAACCUUUUGGCUAUGGCCCACGACGCUUUUCGCGCAGAUCUUCUCGUUCCUGCUCCGGCCGUCACCAUCGUCCCGGUGUCUCAGUGCGCCGUCGCCGCCACUACCCUCGCCAGCGCCACAGACGCCCCUGUCGGCCGUCUCGUCGUUCACUUCCAUCCCACUGAUAUCGUGCGUCUCGUGCCUACCGCACCAGCAGCUCGCUUCGACCCCAAUGCCGCCUACAUUGUUACCGGCGGUCUUGGCGGCCUUGGUCAGACUCUUGUCCGCUGGAUGGCUUCUGCUGGCGCUCGCCACAUUACUGUCCUUGCCCGUCGCGACCCCAUCGCCGUGCCCGGUGCCUCUGCUCUCCUCUCUGACUGCACUGCCGCUGGUGUCGACAUCCUCUGGCAGGCUUGCGAUGUCGCCGACGCUGCUCAGGUAGCCCACGCUGUGAGCAUCGUCACUGCCCAACGUCCCCUCCGUGGCCUUGUUCAUGCUGCCGUCUCCUACUGCGACUACUCGUUUGACGGCCUGUCUGUCCACACCUGGCAAGCCGGCCUCGCUGCCAAGGUCGCUGGCACACGCAUCUUGCAUGAUGCCACCCGCCAUCUUCCGCUUGACUUCUUCGUCAUGACCACGUCCGCUCUUUCCCUCUACGGCUUCGCCACCCAGGCCGCCUAUACGGCUGCCAACCGCUUCCAGGAUGCCUUUGCCCGCUACCGCCGCGGUCUCGGCCUGCCUGCCUCUGCCGUCUCGCUUGGCCUCGUCGCCGAGCUCACCACCGUCGGCUCCACCGAUCGCACCAUUCAUCUCUUUGCCCGCAACCAGGCCCAGACUCACGGCCCCGACGACAUCAUCGCCCUGCUCGAGCCUGCUUUUCUCGGCAAUCAGACUGCCCACUCGGCUGCCUCAGACCAGUGGCGCGGCCAAGACGACGACCCACUCUCGGCCGCCAAUCUGCACGCGUACCUCGACCCCCACAAGCUUGCUGCUGCUACUGCCACGGCUACUGCGCCUUCCUGGCACGCUGAUGGCCGCGUUGCCCUCAUGCUGCGUGCCUUGCGUGAUGCCCGUUCUGCCGAGGCGAGCGCCACAGCUGCCGCACACAGCCCUGAGGGCCCUGCUGUGGCCCACGCACCUGCCCUCGUGCGCAACCAGCUCGAUGCUGCUGUGUGUGCCGGACCCGAUGGCCGUGCCGGUGUGCUCUCGCUCGUGCAGACGGCAAUUUCUACCGCCGUCGCCGCCAUGCUCUUCGUCGACCCUGACGGCGUCGAUCCCACCCGCUCCGUCGCCGACCUUGGCGUCGACAGCCUUAUCGCUGCUGAGCUGCGCACAUGGUUCCUACAGGCCCUUGCCACUAGCAUUAGCAUGCUGGAUCUCUUGGAUCCCGCUGUCAGCAUUGCCGCACGCGCCGCUGCCAUCACAGACGCCGCACUGCAGCCCCAGUCGGCGACAGUAUAG